This is a messenger RNA of Diorhabda sublineata, 10485 nucleotides long. RefSeq names its product F-actin-uncapping protein LRRC16A. The coding region runs from base 210 to 4073 and encodes 1287 amino acids. The record is from RefSeq and is a predicted model, not a curated record. Gene Ontology annotation, biological process: regulation of Arp2/3 complex-mediated actin nucleation; cell migration. Lineage: Eukaryota; Metazoa; Arthropoda; Insecta; Coleoptera; Chrysomelidae. Gene Ontology annotation, molecular function: protein binding. Gene Ontology annotation, cellular component: lamellipodium; plasma membrane. The transcript is spliced from 23 exons.
GAUGCAAAAUUUACUAAGAUAUUGCAGUUUGUACCAAUCAAAAGAAGGCGUAGGUGACAUAGGGCUCACCAAAACACAAAAACCUACUAACAUCCUGAAGUUUGGAAAUGACAGUGACAGUAAUUUUAGAGAAAAAACUGAGGUGUUUUCAAUUAAAAUGUUAAUAAUAUCAAAUAAUUAGAUGUGUAUGUGUUUUGUUUGUAUAAAUUAUGUCUACCAGGUCACAGCUUACUAAAGAUUUAAAUGAAAGUAUUAAAUCUUCAGUUGGAAAUAAGGUGAAAAUUCUUUUCAAAAAUGUGGUUAGACUGGAAACCAAAGGUGAUAAGACUGAAAACAGAGUUUUGGUAUUUUCACCAUGCCGAAUACUAUUACUUACAGCAAAAGUGCCAACCAAGAUCGACAGUCAUUUUCAUUACUUGGAGAUUCAAGCCUUGGAAAGCAAAAGAGGUAAUCAAUUAAGUCUAACAAUUAACGAUAAAGUUUACUCGUUUCUUGUUGGAGAAGAUUCGAAAUGCAGUACAGAAGUAGACAAUAUGAUAGGAGCACUUAACAAUGCUAUUAGAAAUAUUUUUCCCACUGUACCAUUACAACAUAUUAUUAGGAAGAUUGAAGUAAUACCAAAUACGAGGCUACAACAAUUACGUGAUUUGGAGGCUAUAGCCAGCAGUAGAAGAGAAGUCGGUCCGUGCGGGGGUUUCUCGAACCAAUAUGCUUGUAUGUGUGAUUACCAUGGUCUCACUUAUAGAGAAGAAGUAGCAUGGGACAUAGAUAAUAUUUACGUUUCUUUAAAUACCCGUGAACUUAGCCUUAAGGAUUUUGAAUACCUAGAUCAAAAAGAUUUAAUCCCAAUAAUCAGUGCACUGGAAUAUAAUACUUGGUUUACAAAAUUAAGAGCGAAUCAAGUGAAGUUAUCACAUGAUAAUAUAGAUAGAAUUCUUCACGUACUACGCAAAUCUCUAAAUUUAGAAGAGAUAUAUCUCGAUAAUUUAGGUUUAAAGUCUGAUUUUCUAAACAAAUUAUCCAGUGUCCUAAAAUUAAAUCUUGGUUCAGCUUUACAUACGUUAGAUGUAUCGUAUAACCCAAUAGAAGAUAAAGGUGCUACUUAUUUGGGAAGUUGUAUUCCCAAGCUCAAUAAAGGUCUAGUCCAUAUAAAUUUGUCUCAUUGCGGUUUGAGCUCAAAAGGAGUCAAUAAUCUUUUCGCUGCUCUCUGUAACAAUACGAGUAGUUUUACCACUUUGACCUACCUCAAUUUGAGUGGUAACAAUUUAAAAGAUGAUAUCAGUAAUUUUCAUAACUUUCUUUCUCAACCGAAUGCUCUUCAGUACAUUGAUAUUUCUUCCACUGAUAUAAUUCUAGAAAACCUUUUUGGUGCUUUAGUAAAAGGCUGUACAACAAAUCUAGUUCAUUUGAAUAUUUCCAAAAAUCCUUUCAGUAGUAAAAAGAAUAAAGAAGCUCCAAUUUCUUUCAAGCAAUUUUUUAGCACUACGCUUAAUCUGAAAUAUCUCAACAUGUCACACUGUAAAUUACCACAAGAGGCACUUAAAAAUUUAUUGUUGGGACUGGCAUGUAAUGAAUUUACCAAAGAAAUGACAUUAGAUAUUAGUAAUUGUGGACUCGGUAGUCAAGGUGCUCACGUUUUGGAAUCAUGUGUGCACGGUGUUAGGUGUAUCUCUAGUCUUGAUAUUUCUGAAAACAAUAUGGAUUCAGAUUUGUGUAACGUUGUGAUAGCAAUAAGUAAAAAUAAGUCACUAAAACACUUGAACAUGGCACGUAGUAUGAAAAAACACAUGUCUCUUAUUAUGGACUCGGUAGUUCAAAUAAUACAGGACGACGAAUGUCUUUUACAAUCUUUAAUUAUUCCAGAUUGUAGAUUACGCUCGGAUCUUUAUAAUCUUUUGAACGCACUCGGCGAUAAUAAAUCUUUAGAAGUUCUAGAUAUAAGCGGAAAUUUGAUAGGCGAUUCUGGAGCUAGGUUGUUAGCGAAAGCGUUACAAAUUAAUAACAAGUUGAAAAGUAUUAUCUUUGAUAGAAACAAUAUAACUUUGCAGGGAUAUCACGAUAUAGCCUACGCCUUAGAAAGCAAUUCAACUGUUCAGUAUAUGCCAUUUCCAAUUUAUGAUAUCACACCUUGUAUGAAAGCUAAUGCGGAACGAACGGAAUUGAUAAUGAGAAAAAUCCAAGAUUUACUGAAUCGAAAUGUUUCUCAAAAACAGCAUUCUCUCAAAAGUUUUCCCAUGCAACCAGGUUUCCUACUCACUUCUAAGCAACAGGCAUUAGAAAGGUUAGUUCAACAGACCCACGAGGCCAUUAAAAAUGUCACAACAGAAUCAAUUGCUUCUACCAAUGACAUUAACCAUGCAACUGGAGUUAUACAGGAUGCUGAAAAUGCUAGACAAUUAUUGGUGCGACUACAAGAAGUAGCCCAACAUCGAGAUGAUAAACGUCCAAAUCCAGUGGAAGAGAAACUCCAUCAAGCGGCUUCUGACAUUCAUGCCAGUAUUUGUGAUUACAUUCAAGCUACAACUGAAAAAAUGUUGAAAUGUUGUAAAGAACAAUGUCCAUAUGUAUUGCAUGAUGAAGAAACAAUUCAAGAAAUAAAAAAGGAAUGUAAAAGGAAGAAACAGAUUCCGUUUGAUUUUGUUACUACAUGUAUAAAGCAGCAGGCGGGAAUAGAUAUUAUGAAUCGAACAAGAGAGUUGAAUAUAAUGGUUGCUAAUCAAUUGAGUGAACAAGUUACUGACGAAGUAUACGAAGUUUUAAUGAGAAGCUACAAAAUAUUAGUAGGUGAUGCAAGUGCAAUAAGAAUCGACUCGCCACCGAGGAGAUCUAGGUUAAGUAGUUCGGAUAGUUCUCGACAUGGUGCCAGUGAUAUUUCUAUAACGGACAGCAGUCAUCAGUCAGACUUAUCGCCAUUGAAACUGGAGUAUUUGAAUUUAGCGACACCACAUUUAUCAAUCAAACGAAAAAGUCUACACGGACGUAAAUUAAGGCCUAAAUCAGUAGUCGACAGCGUCGAAGGUAUAUCCGCAGAUGAUAUUCCUAGUUUGUUACCGUCUCUUCCGUGUAACUCCGAAGAAGAAGAUUCCGUUACAGAGUUACCAAAUACAAGUCAUCAGCUUCAACACUUAGUCAAAGGAAUUUUCCUCAACAAAGGUCGACCUAGAAGGGCGAAAACUCGAGCACCAACAAGACCGGUGGUCAAUCCUCCCGAUACUACAGACUCAGUUUCACAAGAUUUGGUCGAAGGUUUGGAUUCUUUCUUCCGUCCCGGUUCAGUAACACCAACUUCGGACGAUUGUCAUUCUUUUCACACUGCCGGAAGUCCGAAUCACGAUUUUUCUUCACCGACUCUUAGCGAGGAUCGUAAAACUCCCAAAUUGAGUAGAAAUUCACCAUUAUUACGUGGAUUAAUGACGCCUACACCUCGGUCACGUUCUAUAGACAAUCUAGAAAAAUGUUCACCAUCAUCGUUAAGAAGAAAUAACGAUAUUACUUCUUCGCCGCUUACAAGAAGAUUGACGGGAGAUAGUAUAGUGUCCAGAGAUAGUAGUGAUGGUAGUAUCGCAGCGGAAUCUAGCUUCGAUCACUCACCGGGUAGUACUUUAUCGAAAGGAAUGUCAUCAGAUGGAUCCAAAGACGAAUCCGAAAACAUUAGACAAUCAUUGAAACAUCUUAAGAGCUGUUCAUCUAUAGCUUCUAAACCUCGACCUUGGUCGAUGGUAAAUUCAGAGGGAAAAUCUAGUGAUCUUGGUUUAUUAAGCGAUGGUUCGUCGCCGAAUAAUUCUACUGGGAAUACACCGGAUUCCGCGGAAGCUUUGGAUAGUUCGGAAUCGUCGUCAAUCGAUAGGCGGCUCGCUAAAGAAAUGAAAUUGAAAAGGACGAGUGGUUUGCAGACAUAUUUUCCAGAUCGUGGAGAUUUAUCCUUUUUCUCUCGCUAUAAGGCGAUAACGUCUAAAAAAGAGCAAUCGGCAAAUAAUAGUGUAGGAACAAGAAGAGAUAGUAAUUACAAUUGUAGAGAAACGGAAGAUGCACACAUAGGAUCUGCUCUCCUCGGUGUUGAUGGGAAUGUUUAGAUUGUUCGCUUUAGUAUUAAAGGAGUGUAGAUUAUCUUCAAUAUCAGCUAUAAGGACAGCAUUUUCAGCAUAGCAGACGACGUGGAAGAAUGUAUUUUCUAUUAUUUUAUCUAUUAUCAAAUUAAAUAUUAAGGAACUAAAUGAAUAUUUUUCUUUUAUUCCUGUGUUUACAUUCAUAUCUUCUGUUGUAUGUCCCACUUUGAUUUUUAUUUUGCAUUAUUUCUAAGAUAUCAUUCAAUCUCACUUAGUCAAAAGCUUUGGUCAUAUCGAUAAAACACAUACAUGCAAGUUUAUUGUAGCUUAGAUAUUUUUUGGAUAUUUGUUUGAUAAUGAAUAUUGCGUCGAUAGUGCAUCUGUUCUUUUGGAAGCCUUGUUGCUCUCCCCGUAUCCUUAUGGUAUCGGUGAUUUCUUCCAGUAAUUCUUCGUUUUGUAACUUUUUCCUUCUUUAUUUAAUCAUUUCGUUGGUGAUCUCAUCUGGUCCAGGACUUCUUCUAUUUAUAAGAGCUUUCCAAAUGUGUAAAUAUUUUUUUUAUUGAUAGCUCUACAUCUUUAUUUUCUCUUUAUUCAUUUUGUAUAUGUUCCAUUUUUUGUUCUUCCUUUUAUAGUUUUUUGAAGAAUGUUUCCCAUUCCUAUGAUGUGAUUUAUUAGUUCGUAUUGUAUCUUUGACUUCGAGCUUUCUUCUUCUUAGCAUACCCUAUUUUCUUAUUUAACUCCUAUAUAUGUUUUUCUUUUUUGUGGGUUUUUUUUCUAUAGUUUUCAUUUGGUUCUCUUAUUUUUGCGUUUACUUAGUUUUGUUUUCUUCAGUAGCUGUUCCAGUCUUAUUGAUUGUAUUGACAUUUUUACCUAUCUCCUUCCUACUGCUUCCAAGUAGCGUCUAAUAUGUUAUUUUUUAUUGUCUUCCAUUGUUGGUCUAUACUAUAUUGAGUAUUAACUGAUUUUUGCAAUAUUUUCUAGUUCAAUCGGCUCUUUUUACAAUUACCAUAUAUUUAGGAAUUAAAAGUUAUUUUAUAACCAUUUCUUACUAUAAUACUAAAUCAGACUUCGACGUAGUGUCUUCUUUCUGUUAUGUUUCCACUCCUUUGUAUCCCUGGCAAUUUCUUCCUUUAUUUCAUCCUAUUUCUUCUAUACGGUUGAUCGAUUGGGUCCUUGGUAUUUCUCUUUGCUUUUUUUUGAAUUCACCUACUUCCUUUAUUUUCCUAGAAAUUUUUUGUUGUUUUAAUUCCAUUAAAUGUCUACAAUAGUUGAACGUUUCAGAGUUUUUUUUUAUAUUAAACACACCAAGUGAUAAAUUCUCACCAAAUCAAGAUAAUUUAUCAACAAAACCAUACCAAAGAGGUCUGAGACGUAAAUAUUUUUAUUUAAUUUUGUACAUGUGUCAAAUUUUGAUCUUAUAUAAAUUUGGAUUUGGACAAAUUGAUUUCUACUCUUCCUAAGUUAUUGACAAUGACAAUAAAUUAAACUCAUAUGCUUCUAACGUCUUUUUUGUCAAAAAAACAACAAAAAUCUAACAUUGUCCCAAGAUAUUGGAUUAGUAUUUAAUGUUCUUGACUGCCAUGUUUUUAUAAUAGUAACAAAAUUAUUUUUUAGACUCUCUUGUAUUUUACUAUAUAACAAUUCGAAGAUUACCAUUUAAUAUUAAGAGUGUUCAAAAAAAAUAGAGAUUUGCAAUUUUAGAGUAUUGUAUAUUGGCUUCAAUAAUUUAUUGUUUUAAAUUUAUUUUUUGGAUCUAAAAUUUCACUAACAUUCAUAAUUUUUAUGAAUAUGUGUUGAAAAUAUAAAUAUGGAUAUUUUUUCUUACAAACAGAUGUCAAAUUUUUUAGUAUUAGUAGUAGUAUGUUUUCGAACUUCUUUUGUACUGAUAUCAGGGGCGCCUAGUGCAUAUAAGCUGCAGAGCUCAAAAAAUUAAGAACUAAACACGUUAUAAUUAUAUAAUUUUAAUAACUAUAAUCUAAAUUAUACAUUUCCCAUUUCUUGAUAAAAAACUGGAUGGAAAAUUCCAGAGUUCAGUAAAGAUGACCAAUUAAAUAAUCCACCUAACGAUUGUUUUCUUCUGGUAUACACAAACAUGGUCGGCGCGCUCUUUCUUUAUAACCCCAGUGAUCUAAAGCAGUGUUGAGUGACUUAAAUGGAGAAUUUCGUUGCAUUCAGUCCAGCGCAACGCUUAAUACAACGGAGGAUUAUGUCUCAAGUAUUUUUCCAUCCUUAAGUUUUUUUCUCUACUUUCUGACUGAUUUUUUAGGACUAAACUGAAUUACAAUAUACUAUAAUAGAGUGUGUGUGAUGUUGUGUAGCACGUUGUUUUCAACUUGAAUACUAAAAUAUUUUGUAAAGAUUCAUACGUAGAAAAGACGAAGUUGAAAACGUGGUAGGCCUUUACCAAAUACUAUAAAAAACGGGUAUAAGUAGGGGAAAAGCGGCAUAAGAAAAUUGUUGUCAAAAAUAGAAAGUCACAGGUCUAAAGCCCUUUUGAAAAUAAAAUGACAUGAAAACUCCAAAAGUCAUUUUCAGAAUGGCAUAGAAUAUGCGUUAUUAGGAUCAACCAAUAUUGUAACCAAAUCAAAUUUUGCUUAUUGAUAGAAUAUACAGAGGUAUCUUGAAAAUGUGCCGACGAAUAAGUCAAGAAUUAUUAAUUGUCCCAAAUUUUGUGGAUCGUUCGAAUUUCCUCACCGAGAACAUGAUAAAACCAAUAAUUUGUGGCUCUUUCCUUGGACCUAUAAAUGUUUCGACUAAAUUAGAUUGUACUCUAAAUGAGUCCUGAAGUAUACCUUAGUUUAGUCAACAAUAUCUAAAUAUAGUUAAAUUAUUGGAAGUUCUAAACUGCUUAAGUUUUUCGGGUCAUUUUUGAAAAUGGAAACAUGAAUUCAAUAAAAGUAAAGUAUAGUAAAUACGUAAAAUAAUGCUUGGUUGUAUAUAUUUUCUUUACGUGGUAGCCCUUUCAACAACCCCUAAAUAAAAUUAAUGGAAAUUUGACAAAGACAACAAAUAUUUUUGGGGACGUGCAAAAGCCUAAAAAUGCUUCAACACGACCAACCACUGAUUAAUAUCUGAUAUCGUUUUCUUCUGAUUGAUUAGCAAGGUUCGCACGUCCUUCAUAGCUUGAAGGAACUAGUUCUUCAUUCUUAUUUUGAACAUUGCUCAUAAGGGAAUGGCAAAUGUAAAAUAUUUCGAAAAGGCUAACUAUAUUUGUUUGAAACAGCAACUAUUAACAACGUAAAGGGUAGAACUAAACAGAGAAGCAAUAAAUAUCUGUUAGGAGAACAUGGAGUUUGUUGUAAUAGUUUCUUCAAGUACCGGCAUUGGUUAUGAUCGUUCAUCGGAUGUACCUCAUAUCAUUGUUCAUUGUUCUUUCAUUUAGACACUGUUCAUUUUUCCAAAAGUACCUCUUCCACACGAUUGAUUUCCAAAAUUUUACCAGAUGACAUCAAAAUAAAAUAUCCAUAUUAUGUGUAAAUUGCUUAUCAUGUUACAUAUUAUAAAAAUGACUGAUUUUGAAAUUUUUGUAUUAAAAAAAAUUGUUUUUAAUUACAAGUUUGCUAUGUCAUAAUUUAAAUUUAUUCCAUAUAUUUGAAGAACGACAGUAUUAUGGAGAUGCUUUUUUUAAUUUGAUAUUUAUCCAUUUUUCAGUAUAUAUUGUACUGGGAUAAAAAUAUCCAUUUAAAAAUUCUAAUAUAUUUUAUCUAUUACUACAAUUUUUAUAUAUUUCUCUCGUUUUUAUUAUGUAUCUUAUUUAUUUAUAUAUUUUACCUCUAUAUUUGUUUAUCUUGCCUAUUUUGGUUGAUAUUCUUGUCAUCUUUUAGAUCGUGACUAUUGUAUCUUAAAAAGAACAAUUUUUUUGCAAUUACUAAAAGUUAUUAAAUAAAUUGAAUCAGGUAUAUUUGAAAGAUCAUGAGUCCAUGAGACCAAACUUUUCGGGAGACGUGAGAAACUAAAUACUGAAAAAAAAUCACAUGAUGUGCUUUUUAUGAAAAUAUAAAAUAGGCACAUGUUUAUAUGUUUCAUGUGUUUUGGACAAUACAAAAUGUGCACAUUUUUUAAAAAAAUAACAUCAAAAGUGAUGGACUUAUGUUGUUACUCUUCUGACAUAAUAAUUUCCUAUUUAAAAUUAGGCAACAUUGCACGAAUGUAACCCAGACAGAGAUACAACCUCUGUGAAUUAUCUCACCACUCCUAGUGGAAACCAUUAGGAUCUGUUAAUCAUAUAGUUAAGUGAUACAAAGUGUCCCUUAUUAACAAGGAUUAUGUCAAAAUUGUGCAUGUCAACAAACAGUAGUAGAGAAAACUCUAAUUUAAAACAAUUGGCCAGUACUUUUUCUAAAAAUACACGCGGCGAUUCAGUAACUAUUAACUUGCUUAACAAGCUAAGUAAAAAUAUCUGUUUAUUCCACAGAAUAAAAAAAUUGUACUUCUAAAUAAAGUAUGCACUGUCUGCAAAUUACCAACUCAAAUGUUUUAGAGCUUCGCAUUUAAUAUCAGUAGUUAGGGUAUCAGGGUAUUCAGGGAUCGUUGUCUUCUGAUAUGCCAGUCGUGCCCCACUCGAAACUAUCAAAGGCCGAUGUCCUUUGAGAAGUUAAUCACGACACAUUUGCGUUAACGUCACUAGGCAAACUGUGUGGCAUGUCCAGGUGUUUGUCUCUCGCACGUAGGAGUACUGAACACUCACCGAUGAUGUAGUCUGCAGCUUCUUCCUCCUCCAUGCACCAUGAUCGUGUCCGGUUGAAUGACCGGUUACUUGUCAAAUUUCGCAUUUAAGUAGAGCAGUUCUUUUAUAAGUGAGGUAGAAAGCUCAUCUAUGUGAGCCUUAGCUUGUCUGGUACCGGGUGUUUCCUUUCAACUUCGUAGUGUCUGUUUUGUGUGCAAACUACUAAGAUAUCUAAUAGUAACACUUUUGGAUCCAUCAAUAUUGUGGUGAUAACCCAAUGGUGACUGGCGAGUGAGUUAGCCUCAUCGUUGUGCGAGUGGCUGGACACUUACUAUUAAAGGUCGCAGGUGUCUAAUUUGUUCACUGCUCAUUAAAAUGAUUGGAUAUUCAUUCGCAGCUUACAUCCAGAUUUUCACAUGACUAGUUACUCCAGCCUGCAAAUCGUUGAGGAAGAUAUGUUCCUCCAGUUUAUUGUGAUUUGGAGAAUUCCUUAUUCAAUUUUUGGUAACUAUCCAAGGUGUCAAUGUAAAAUCGUACCGCCCUCUAGAGAAAAAUCAAAAAUGUGCAAAGCCACGUUACAUUUAUUUUUACGCGAAACAAUUGCCUAAUUUUCUAUUAAAUUAUAUGAACCCUCUGGUGUUGCUCAUCUACUUUCUCAAAAACACCCCAUCGUUGAACAUAUUGUGAUAUUAUUUAACGUAUUAGAUAACUGUAAAUUAAUGUAGUGUUUUUCGAAUUAACUUACAAUCUUUCUAUUCGGGGGAUUAAUUAAUAAGCACUGUCUAAGACGUUCUCAAUUUAUUUAAAUACUUCACACUACAUUAACUUAUAAUAUGAUUCACUUAUCACUUAACUAACUUAAAUAAUUUAUUUAAAUUCUUCGAUUACUUUCUAUUUCGGUCUGUUCACUAUUUAUUAUAAACUGCGCUAAACGAACCUGCCUGUAUAUCCAAACGAAGUUCUCAAAAAUAAAGAAACAAAACAAAAGAAUAAAUAGACCUUCCUGGAAAUUAUUCAAAAGAAACAAUGUAAAUAAAGUGCUUGCUGUAAAAACUGAUAAAAAAACAAAGUUCCAACGAAUUCCGGGUAUUUCAUCAAAGGCGAAUUUUAGAAUUCUUCUAUAUCCAAGCGGGGCCGGCUCCAGGGCGUAAUAUUAAUUAAAGAGCAAUAUUUAACAAAAUAAUAAGCACUAUUUAAUCAGAAUGGCUGUAAUUUACCAAAAUUGAACUUUUUGUAGUCUUACAAGUCCUAGUAGGUAAUAUGUAAUUCUAGUCCACCCUCAAAGUCGAAUUUCCUAUGAUACAAGUUCAGUACUAUUAAAUGGGGUUAAUAUUCACUCAUUACUUUAAAGGUAUUUUCUAAUUAUGUCAACAAUUAGAAAUUAUUAUUGUUGAUUAAUUCUCUAUUUUGAGGAAUUUAAAUCUAAAUUUGAUUUUACCCUAACCCUAUCUUGACAGAUAAUAUGGAGAAAAUAUUCUUUUUUAUAAUAGAAUAUGAUCUAAAACGUUGAGCAUUUUCUAAUUAUUAUUUAACACCCUGCAUGGGAUGAAUAUAUAAAAAGGGAAGUUUUCUAUGUAUUGUUUAUUAUAUUUUUUUGUGAUAUUCGUUGUAUAUCAUUUUGACGUUCUCUUUAAAACAUUUAGUAUUUCAAAUUCAAAUGAAAUAUAUUUUAAAUUUAUCUUUAUAUUGUAUUAUAUGUAAUAAUUUCACACUUGUAGUGUACAUGCUUCCAUUUUGCGUAAUCUUUUUUAUACUUUAAAUAAAGAGUUUCAU